UGUGUAUAAUAUGUAUUUAAUCGUACUUAGUGUCCACCGCAGCUCACGAGUCACGGCUCACCACCCGGCACUCGCAUUAACCAUAAAAAGGACGAUGGACGUAUCACUAAAAUAGAAAAAAUUGUCCGUGGUCUGCACUCUCCAGUCUGUUUAUUAAGUGAACUUUGGUAUAUCUUCCGGUUUUAUACAUUCAUGCUUGAAAUAUUAUAAGCAGAAUUACUAAAUGUAUAUAGAAAACCAUACAUUUAGCUGCGUCUGACGGUCCAUUCAAUAUUCAAAUGUUUUGAAAUUUCCCGAGAAACCGUACACUUUCACAGGUACGUUUACUGUUGAGUGGUUAUGCAAUAAUUACGCACGCCUAAGUGUUGUAGAGUAAAUCAUUGUUUACAUCCAUUUGUUAAUAUAUAUAGAACACACAGACCUACUGAUAUUAUGCCAAUAAAUGACUAUUACCCAUUUACAAGUAAAGAAAUUAUACAAAGAGCUUUUGAAGUAUGGCUGUAAUUUAAAACUUACUGACAAAAAUUAUUAUAAAAGUCGAAUCAAACAGGAAUUUUUGGUCAAUAAACAGUUAGUUAAACCGGAAGAGAUUAAAUUUUUCUUUGAUAAAGGAAAAGAGUUAUUAAAGAGAAAGUCAAUAGUUUAAAUUGUGUCCGUUUCCUUUAUAUCAAUGUAUUCAUUAUUAUGUAAGGCUCUACCUUUUAACACUAAAAGUGUGAAGAAUGCUAGAAGCAUUAGUUUAACAUUAUUCAAUAAGAAACAGACAAUAGAUCACUCAAAAGUACCUAUCAUAAAUGAAAAUGAACUUGAAGAAAUGUUUGUUAAGGGCAGUGGCCCUGGUGGUUCAGCCGUCAAUAAAAAUGCUAAUUGUGUUGUAUUAAAACAUAAACCAACUGGCAUUGUGAUUAAAUGUCAUGAAUCAAGAUGUGUGGAAGAUAACAGAAAAAUAGCUAGAGAUAAACUUGCUACAAAAUUAGAUGUAAUAGAAAAUGGUAAUGAGUCAGUCGAAGCACAAAAAAAAGCAAUUACGGAAAAAAAGAAUGCACAAAAAGAAUGGAAACGGAAAAAAUUAGAAACACUGAAAAAGGAUUGGAUUGAAAGAGAAAGUAGUUUUAAACCUUAAAUUAUCAUAAUUCAUAACCAAUAGUUUAGUAUUUGACUUGUUUUUUGUUGGAAAUGAGGUAAUUGUAAAAUGUAAAUGUUCUUAUUACUAAAUUAGAAGUAGGUACAUUAUGCAUUUAUUAAUUGUAAUUGUUUAGUUUAUUAUAUUCUAUUAUUGAUUAGUCAAAUGUAAUAAAUAUAAUUAAAUAAACAAUGUAUGUAAUAG
Molecule: messenger RNA, 1327 nt
Organism: Myzus persicae (green peach aphid)
Lineage: Eukaryota; Metazoa; Arthropoda; Insecta; Hemiptera; Aphididae
Product: probable peptide chain release factor C12orf65, mitochondrial
Exons: 3
Coding region: 671-1123 (150 amino acids)
Biological process (GO): translational termination
Cellular component (GO): mitochondrion
Molecular function (GO): translation release factor activity
Source: RefSeq, a predicted model, not a curated record